This is a messenger RNA of Entamoeba nuttalli P19, 6381 nucleotides long. Its product is annotated as HECT-domain (ubiquitin-transferase) domain containing protein. Gene Ontology annotation, biological process: positive regulation of protein catabolic process; protein polyubiquitination; proteasome-mediated ubiquitin-dependent protein catabolic process. The transcript is spliced from 2 exons. The record is from RefSeq and is a predicted model, not a curated record. Bases 1 to 6381 code for a protein of 2126 amino acids. Gene Ontology annotation, molecular function: ubiquitin-protein transferase activity. Lineage: Eukaryota; Evosea; Mastigamoebida; Endamoebidae.
AUGAAAGAAGUUAAAGAGAGAAAUGAAGAAAGCAAUGAAACGUCAUUGUGGAAAAAGUCAAGUAUAAUGUCUAUCAAUGAAUGUUCAAUACCAAAUGAGGGUUCUUUUAAAAAAUGCUUAGAUAAUAUUAAUAAUUAUUUAAUGAAACGAAUAAAUAUUCAUUUGAUUGGGCAUUUUAUUGUUUGUGAAAUUGAUAAAACAGAAAGAACUAAUAUUAAUGAAUGUUUGUUAUACCUCAAAAAUAUUGGACAUCUUUCUUAUAUUAAAUUAUCUCCCAAAGUAAAACAACUUUGUUAUUGUCAAUAUCCUGAAAUUGUUUCUUCAAUAAUUUCAAUGUUCCCAGAUUAUAUAGUAUUAAAUGAUAUAAAUGAAAAUUGUUGUAAUGAAGUAAAUGAUGGUGAAACUUAUUUAGAAUAUAUAAAAAGAGUUUAUUGUUCAAUAUGUAAUAAGGAUAGUUUACUUGGAGCUCAAUUAAAAUAUAUGAAAUACUCUCAUGAAAAUUGUGAACAUCUUCUUCAUAUUAUUCAAGCAGCAAAAAAUUUAAGUAAUAUUGAAUUAUUACAAGAAAUGAUGAAAGAUGAAGAGUAUAGAGAUGAUUCUUUACAACUUAUUUCAAAUAACUUUUCUAAUGAAUUUAUUUUGAGUAUGUUAGUAGAUAUAACAAAAUAUUAUCUUAAUUUAUCAUUAAAACAACAAUUGAAUAAAGAAGUAAUAUUCUUUAUUCAUUGUUGUUUGUCUCAUUUAUUAAAUAGAAAUCCUCCAUGUUUAGUUGAGUUAUCUUUAUUUUUAUAUCAAUGUGAUCAAAUUGAUAUUCAUUUAAGAAAUGACAUUGUCUCUCUUUCAUUGUUUAAUUCUUCAUCUGAUGAAGUAAUUGAACAGAUUAAACAUAUUAUUGAUAUUUCAGAAUCUGUUAAAUUUGAUUUACAAGUUACUCUUAUUGAUAAAUUAUUACGUAUGAAUAGUUUUAAACCAACAGACUCUGAACCACAAUUUGAUGAAUUAGUUCAAAUAAUUAAUGAUGUAAUAGAUCAAACACAUGACAAUGCUGUUAUUACUUGUUUAUUUAUCUUAUUUGAUUGUAUUAUUCAAUAUACAGAAUUAUUUGAUGCUGAUCAAGUAAAACCAACAUUUUCUAAAUUGAUAAAGUAUAUGAAACAACACUUUUGUUUAGCAUUCAUUAAGAUGAUGAUUAAUGAAUAUAUAAAUAUAACAAUAUUUACAUGUUCUUUUAAUAAUUAUCUGCAAGACAUGGUUGAUUCUAUUAAAUCGGAUUUAUCAAUUAAUUUUAUUAAGUUUGACUAUAAAUAUAAACAAAAAGAACCAUUUAAUAAUGAAAUUGACUUUGAAGAAAUUAAUGACUCAAUUAAAAGAGAUGGAUAUAAAUGGUUUGCUAUUCAAAAAGUAAUGAAUAAAAAACAAAUAGGUAGAAAUAAUGAUUAUAGAAUUUGUUUUGAUUCUAUUUUAAAGAAAUAUAUUCCAAUACAAUGUAUUCCAAAUUUUAUUCAUAGAUAUAAUAAAUAUUUCAGUUUUAAUAAUUUAGAAACUACUGUUCAAAUAACACAGGAAGAAUUAAAAGAAAAACAGGAAUAUUCACUUGAUAGUUUAUGUCAAAUAUUACUUCAUUUUAAUCUUAUUUAUGCUAACUCAUCAAAAAGAAAUCAAAACAAUUUUAUUGAAAAAGAAGAAAUUAUGAAGAUACUUGAUAUUACUUUUGAUUUAAUUAAUUAUGUAGCUAGUAAUAAUACACAUAUAAUCACUAGAAUAUUUGAUAAUUCUAUUGAUAAGGAAACAGAUAAUACUUUACAAAAAAUUAAUUGUAUUAUUGAUUUAAUGACUGAAACUAUUGGAGGAUUUCCAGAAGAUAUGUUUAUUAAAGAAUUUAUGAAAAAGAAAACAAUUCGAAAUGGAUUAUUAUAUUUAUUAUUCUUUCUUCAACAAAAAGAAACUCCACUUAGAAAACGAGAUAGAGAAUGGUACUAUAAACAUCAAAGAAAAAUUAUUUCUUUAUUGUGGAAUAAAAUACCACCACUCAAAAGUAAUAAAGAUAAAUUAAUAUAUCAUUAUAUUCUUAAAUCAAUUCCUUCUUUUAUUGAACAUUUCAAUUGUGAUAAUACUUUUAAACAAACUAUUAUUAAUUUUCUUCUUCCUGAAGUAGUAUCAUUUAAAAUAAUUUCACAGCUAUUUAACCAAGGGAUAUUCGUUGGUUUAAAUGAAAUUGAUUCUUUCUUGGGUCAUCCAUUAAUCGAUCAUACACCAAAAGAAAUAAAAGAUAUUUUAAUUCAAGAAUUCGAAAAAAGUUGUUCAAUUAAACGUAAAUUACUUCCUGUAGUAGGGUAUAUUUAUGAUGAUAUCGAUUUAACACUGUUCAAUGAGAAUAAACAUUUUACAGCAAAAGCCUCUUUUGUUAAGGUAUUUAAAGGUAGUAAUCUUAUUAUUAAAGGAUGUGAAGAGACUUUAAUUUCUCUUAUUGAUAGAGUUUCUCUUAUUCAUAUUCAAUUAUAUCGACCAAUGAUUGAAUUAUGUAAUAAAGAUAUAUUAAAAGAAAUCCUUUUAUCAAAAAAUACUUUGGAGAUUAGUUUAACUAGUGCAUUAAUGUUGUGUCAAAUAGCUGAUUUCAUUCAAUUUCCAUUGCAAAUACAUAGUAUUGGAAUACUUAAUUUCCAUCAAGAUGAAAAUGAAAAAUAUGAUAUUUAUCUUGAUAAUCUUGAUUUAAUUUCAAUGUUGAUUCAGUGUUUAGUUAAAAGAUUAGAUGCUACAGAAUAUAAUGAAGAAAUGAAUGUAGUUCGACUAAUAAUGAAACUUAUUAAUAAUAAUACAGUAUCAUUAUUCCGUAAAUACCAACAAAAAAUUCUUCAAAUUAUACUUCGUAAUUCAUUAAACAAACAAGAUGUUUUAAUGCUUUCUACUAUUUACAAAGAAGGAUUUAUUGAUAUCAAUACUGAGGAAGGAAGUAUUAUUAAAAUGUUAUUUCAUAGAAGUAAUAUUUCUGCACUUGAUAUGUCUGAUAUUUUACAUUUUGGAUUAUAUCAGAAUAAAGAAAACAUUUGUUUAUUUGAAGAACCUAGAAAACAAUGUAAUGAACCUAUGGAUAAAAAUAACGAUAUAUUUAACCAAUAUAUUUACUUAACAUUGAAAGGAAAAUCAAUGGAAAUAAAGAAUGAUACUGAUGAUAUUUUAUUUUAUCAAUUAUGUCAAGAAAGUUUUAUAACUAAAAGAACAAAAGGGAUGUUAGAAGGGAAUUGGAAUAUUAAAUGGAAGGAAGAUUGUUUAAAUAAAAUUAGAAAAGCUAUUAAAAUUAUUAGUGACCAAGUUAAAGAUACAUCACAAGAACAUGAUAAAAUUUCAAAUAAAGAAGAAAAAAUGGAAGAAGAAAGUAGUGAAAUAAAAGAGUUAAAAGAACUUAUACAUGUUCUUAAGGUUAAUGAAGAAAUUAAAGAUAUUGUAAAACGAUUUAUCAAAUAUAGUGAGAAAAAUAAGAUUGAUAAAAUGAAAGAAAUGAAAUCAUUAAUGAUUAUGUAUCAAGAAAUUCUAACAGAACAAGAGAUGAAAGAUGGAUGUAAUACAAUUAUUAGUUUCAUGAAUAAAUUUACAGGAAUGAAUAUAAAAAUAGAUCAUCAAGAAGAUAAAAAGGAAGAAGAAACAGAAGAAGAAAAUGUUCAAGUAAUUGAUAUUCCUGGGUUAGGCGUAGUUCCUAUUCCUCAAGGAUUUGAUAGUGAAACAUUGAUGCAAUUACCUGAAGAAUAUAGAAUAGAAGCAGUAAUGAAUUAUUAUCAAGAGCAUAAUAUUCCAAGAAUACGAAGGAGUGAAGAUAGAAGAGGUAUUCAAUUAUCACAUGAUAUAAGAAAAUUCCCAUGUGAAGAAUUUAAACAAAGAAGGAUAAAUAAAUUAGAAUUGAACUCAAAUACACUCAAAAACACAUGGAUAAGUUCUGGUUCAAAGACUGUACCUGAAUUUAACAUCAAAAAGGCAUUGAGUAUAUAUUUUAUUUGUACAGAAGAUGAACGUAAAAUUAUAUUACAGAAGAUUAAUUCAUUAUUCUGUAAUUCACAAAUUAACUUCAAUGUUGUAUAUAAUAAUUUUAUGAAAUAUAUUGUCAAUGAUUUAUUUAUUGAAAUUCUUCAAAGUAAAGUUGAUGAAAAAAUGAUUAGAUAUUGGCAAUUAUUCAAUAAUGUUAAUCAACAAAAAGGUUCAGAAAUAUCUUCAGAAAUUAAGGAAAUGAUAAUUGAUAAUUUAUGUAUGAUGAUUGAAGCUAACAUGAAAAAUUCAAUAAUUCUCAAUGCAAUUGUAUAUUUACCUCAAAAAUUAGAAAUAGAGGAAAUUAAAAUUAAUAAAGAAAAAUACAUAUUAAAAUUAUUAUCUAUCUUUGGAAGGUAUUAUCGAAAUAAACCACACUCUAACCAACUUCAUUUUGAAUCAAAAACACAAAGUCUUAUUGAUAAAUGUUUAAAGAAAAAUAUACAAGUUUUACAUGAAAAAGAGUUAAAUCAAGACUAUUUACUAGACUUGUAUUAUAUGUUAUUAACACUAGUUCCUUCUACAUUAAACGAACAUGAAGAAACAGAACGAAGUACAUCACCAUUUCUUGUUAGAUUAGUAAAUCAAAGAUUACCAUUAAGAAAUUUAGAAUUUGGAAUUUUACCACCACAAGAAUAUAUUCUUGGUGAUGGAGAAUAUUUGCAAUUACCACGAACUUUUGGAGAAUUAGGUAUCAAUGAAAUACGCCAAAGAAUUGAUCCACAAUAUCAUAUUAUAAGAGAAUAUAAUGACGGAAGUAAUGAUGAUAAUGAUGAAAUACAAUUUAAUGAAGAAAAUGAUCAUCAAAACAAUUCCGAAGUGUCUCAACAUGAUACUAUAACAACACAACCACUAAAUCAAAUAAAGGAACUACAAACACUUUUAGAAGAUAUUUCAAAAAAUAAUGUCUCUCCAUCACUUAUUCAAGAAAAGGUAAAUCAAUUAACUCAAGAUAUUUUGAUGGAAGAAGAAGAGCCUCAACAAAUAGAAAAAAAAGAAGAAAAAGAAAUGGAAGAAGAGUAUGUAAUUAUUGAAAAUUAUUCAAAUCUUUUGAAUUAUGUUAAAAAAUAUCAUAACGAAUUAGUGUGUCGAGUUGUGUUAUUAUUACUUAGUUAUGUUAUAAAAGAAGAGUAUAAUGAAAUAGUUAAAGAUAUUGUAAUAGAAAUGAAAUGGUUUAUUGAAAAAGAAUUAAGAUUAAAUAGAUUUGCAUUAAGUAGCUCUUUAAUAUUUCUUAGUAAUCAUAGAGAAUUUCUUCCAUUUGAAAUGAAGUACCAAGACUUAAUAAAAGAAAUUGGAAAACAUAAGGUUUAUAACCAUUUUAUGAAAAUUAUUAUUGAUAGAAAUAAUGUAUUUAACUCUUUAUUUAAACAAAUAAAACAUUCAGAAAAAUGGGAUAGAUUAUUUAAAAUAGAAUUUAAACAUGAACAAGGAAAUGAUAAUGGAGGAUUAUUGAAAGAAUGUUAUAGUCUUCUUGUUCAAGAACUAAGUAAUGGAAUAGAAGAUUUAUUUAUUAUAGAAAAUAAUUAUAUUGUUCCAAAUUAUCAAUGUUUUAAGAAAAAUCAAUUUAUAUUUGUUGGAAAAUGUCUUGCAAAAAUGAUUUAUGAUGGAUUUACAAGUGAUUUUCAUUUAGCAUUAUUUGUAUUAAGAUUAUUGUUAAGUAAAAGAAAUGAAUUAAAAGAUAUCAAAAUGUUUGAUAAAGAAAUGAGUCAACAAAUAGAUAAUUUGUUUUUAGAAGAUGUUACUGAAUGGGGGUUAACAUUUACAGAAACAGAAAGAAUUAAUAAUAAAAUUCAUGAAGUUGAACUAAAAACAAAUGGAGGAAAUAUUCUUGUUACUCAAGAAAAUAAAAAAGAAUAUCUUGAUUUACUUCUUCAAUAUAAAUUUAAUACAAGAAUAGAAAAACAAAUAAAAUGGAUUAAAAAAGGGUUUUAUUCUCUUAUUGAUGAAUCAACCAUUCAAUUAUUUGAUGAAAAAGAAUUGGAUAGAAUUAUUUGUGGAAAUAAUUUUGAUAUUGAAGACCUUAAAAGAAAUGUUGUACUUGAUGGAUAUACAAAAGAAUCACUUCAAAUUAUAUGGUUAUGGGAAAUUAUUAAUGAAAUGGAAAAUUCUUUAAAAGGAAAAUUUAUUCAAUUUGUUACUGGUUCUUCUAGAGCACCUAUUGGUGGAUUUGUUCAAUUAAAAAGUAGCCAUGGAACUCCAUUACCAUUUACUAUUGCCUCUAUUCAUUAUGAUAACCCUGAUUCUAUGAUGCCAACAGCACAUACAUGUGCUAAUAGGUUAGAAAUUCCAUUUUAUUCAAACAAAGGCAUAUUAAAAUCAAAAUUAACAAUUGCAAUACAAGAGUGUUGUAACUAUGAAUUUGAUUAA